CCUCCGAGCCAGUCGCCCUUCUUCCGUGACCUCGCCUCCCCCGUCCCGUCCCACCGCGGCAGCCCCCACUUCGCCUCUCCCGCGGCCGCCCUGCCCUCCGCACGCCGCCGUCGUCGCGGCGUCACCCCCACCCGCCCGGCAAUGUCGACGCCGCGGGCCGCCAUGCUUCCGCUCGCCAUAAUGUCCGUGGCGAGUUCGCUUGUCGUGCAUCCCGCGACGCGCCAGCGUACGGCGGGAGAACCAGGGCAAAGCUGGGGAGAACCAUCCAUCUCGGGUUCGCAGUCCCGGAGGAAUAAGCUCAGCAACUCCAUCUGCGUGAAAGCAGUAAGAUGUGCCCACCCGUCUUCUUUUCUCGCCGUUACGGAUUAUACCUGGUUAAAUUAUUUGCAACUUAUUAGGUGUAAUUUGUAAGAGUACUCAGAAAGCAAUCAGCAGGUUUCUGGCACAAAAAUGACAAAAAAUCAAAUACUCCAGGCUAUCUGCUUGCUCUUAAGUAUCUCCAAAUAUCUUUUCGCCUGACUCAUUCUUUGGAAGGUUCCUGUACUUCUUAUCAUGCUUAUGCACAUCAGUCUUUGCUGCCGCUGUUCUGAUAGGUUGCCUAUGGAUGCCGGAAACAUUACACAAGCAUAAAGCCAGUGAAGAUGGCAAACAAAGUGUUGAAGCUGUGGAGGCCCAUCUGAUUGAUCCGCAAGAAAAGGUCGAAGGAAGUACCAGUGUAGAUACCAAGAAGAGCUUAUUCAAGAAUUGGCCAUUGAUGUCUUCCAUAAUUGUUUAUUGCAUCUUCUCCUAUCAUGACAUGGCCUAUACAGAGGAGGAUGCCCGAGCUGACCAGGAGGACACCCUUCUGCACCUCGGCCACCACACAAGGUUAACACUUGGAGACUCUCGAGCUAUGAGCAGCGAGCUGUUGCUGCCGCCGCCGGAUGCUCCAGCGGCGAAACCUCCGUCGAUUCCCUCCACGGCCACUACCACUACCCUAGCUACCGCCGCCGACGGAACCACCACCAUAUCCUUGCUCGGCCAAGACCAGCUCCUUGAGAUCUUCCUCCGCCUGCCGAGCCUGCCGGCCCUCGUCCGCUCCACGCUCACUUGCCGCUCGUGGCUUGGCGCCGUCCGCUCCUCUCGCUCCUUCUGCAACCUCUUCCACGCCCUCCACCUAGCGCCCCUCAUCGCGAUCUUCCUCGAUGUCGACGAAGGCAAUGUCCGCUUGUUCGCCCCCUUCAGCCGCUCAGAUCCCAACGUCAAUAAGGACAUUACAUUGGGAGAUUAACGCAAUUUUUACUUUUCAUUUUUCUUAUUAUUGGAGUGAGGAUGUUAGAAUGAGGAACUGUAUGAUUGUAGAUAUGGCAACAGUGUAAUAGUAUAAUCAGGAAUAACGACAUUUCCAUCACUAUUGUGUUUUCUUGAAUUGUAUGCAUGAAAUGGAAUUUGUCAUUUUUUUUUAA
Molecule: messenger RNA, 1445 nt
Organism: Triticum aestivum (bread wheat)
Lineage: Eukaryota; Viridiplantae; Streptophyta; Magnoliopsida; Poales; Poaceae
Exons: 6
Coding region: 605-1270 (221 amino acids)
Molecular function (GO): protein binding
Source: RefSeq, a predicted model, not a curated record